AUGAUGUUCAAAAUUGACUUUGAAAAAGCAUAUGAUCACUUGAACUGGGGAUUCCUCGAUUCGGUCCAAGAGCAAAUGAAUUUUCCUCCUAAGUGGCGAAGGUGGGUGAUGGCGAUUUUAUCUUCGGCGAGAUCAUCGGUUCUAGUAAAUGGCUCACCAUCGUUUGAAUUUCAGUUUGAGAGGGGUAUGAGGCAAGGCGAUCCUCUAUCCCCUUUUUUGUUUAUCAUCGGUAUGGAGGCGUUUUCGUGUAUAAUGAAGAAAGCGAUUGAGGUAAAUCUUUUUCAUUGGUUUAUAUCACCUAACGAGGGGCCGACUAAAUCCCAUUUGCUUUUUGCGGAUGACGCUCUCAUUUUGGGGGAAUGGUCAUCUAUCAAUGUGCUCAACUUGGCUCGUCUAUUGAGGUGUUUCCAUUUAGUGUCAGGCCUUAAGAUUAACUAUGCGAAUCUCUUCUUUUUGGGGUGGGCGUAG
Helianthus annuus (common sunflower) is the source of this 468-nucleotide messenger RNA. RefSeq lists its product as uncharacterized. The coding region runs from base 1 to 468 and encodes 155 amino acids. The record is from RefSeq and is a predicted model, not a curated record. Lineage: Eukaryota; Viridiplantae; Streptophyta; Magnoliopsida; Asterales; Asteraceae. The transcript has a single exon.